CGACAGCAGCAGCAGCCCGUUAGAGCUCCCUGCAGCGCCGUCGGUCCUGUGACGCUCAUCGUCUCCAGACGGCUAACUAUAGCUCGGGUCGGGCCCGGUAGGGUUUGGACUUGUUCGCUACCGUCCCCACUUGUGCAGUAAACAUUAUGGCGGCCGCGGAUCCCCGGUCCUCGAGUGACGGCGGGCCGGCCACCAGAGAAGGAUUCCCGGCCGGGGACAGCAGCAAUGACCGCGGUGGACCGGGCGGCAGCGGCGGCGCCGGGGAGGGCGAGCGGGACCGAGCCACCUUCGAGUGCAACAUUUGUUUGGACACUGCCAGGGACGCGGUCAUCAGCAUGUGCGGCCACUUGUUCUGCUGGCCCUGUCUUCAUCAAUGGUUGGAGACGCGGCCCAGCAGGCAGCAGUGUCCUGUAUGUAAAGCGGGCAUCAGCAGGGAGAAAGUCAUCCCCCUGUACGGCCGAGGGAGCUCCAGCCAAGAGGACCCCAGGUUGAAAACUCCACCUCGGCCUCCGGGACAGAGAACGGAGCCAGAGGGUCGAGGAGGGAUGUUUCAGGGUUUUGGGGACGCCGGCUUUCACAUGUCUUUCGGCAUCGGUGCGUUCCCCUUCGGCUUCUUCACCACAGUCUUUAACGCUAACGACCCCUUUCAAAGAGCAGACCAGUAUGCAGGCGAUCACCAAGGCAACAGUAACCAUAACAAUGGAAAUAACAACUGGCAAGACUCGCUCUUCCUGUUCGUGGCCAUCUUCUUCUUCUUCUGGCUCCUGAGCGUGUGAUGCAGACCCGGCGGGAGGGAUGGACGGGUCCAUCGAGGAGCGCAGAUAAAGUCAAUUUGAAACUCCCUCACACACAGACACACACACAUUUGAAAUUUCCUAGCAGGUACUAACUUGGGAGAGAUCAUAGGACUUAGGCCCCACCCACCCACCCGCUUUGUUUUGUUAGAUAUGCAAGAAACAUUCGAAAGUAGUGGUGCAUAAAUCCCCAAUGAUGUCUUUUGGGCACCUGUAGAUAUGUGCACAGAAAAUUAACUUUUGGGUUUCAGAGACAGUAUUAGGGGGGUGAUUUUAUUUUUUUAAAUGCAGGUGUAUGAUAAGUUUUCCCAAAUUGCUCUUGACGGUCCUUCAAUAGAUGAGUUUGAAACAGGGAAGAAAGGGAGGGGUAUGGGAACGUACUUGUUGCUAUAGCAACUAAACCUUGCCCCCAAAGGCCAAAGAGAGUACUCCCGGGAUUAGUUACUUGGACAGACCGAACUAGAUCAGGUGGAUGCAUUGUUUUUUUUCUACAUCUACAUGUCUUAAAACCUGCCAUUGCACUGUGAAGUCUUUCGUAGACAGCUGUCCUAAAGAUCGCAGCGCCUGCUGGUGUGUAACCACUUGUCUUUCCUCAAUGACUAACCACAGAGCGGUACAAAGGUGGACCGGUAAAGGCCCGUUGGGGAGAUUUUUGCAUCAACAUGAGCAACUUGAGAGCAAAAUGCAAUCUGAGGCACAGAUUGUUCAGGAAAAGAAAGAGAGAAGUUCUGGCAAAUGAAGUAGCUCGAUGGAACUCUCCAUGACGGCAGAGUGAGACCAGUGAGCCGCAUCCUUCCACUUAGUCAUGAGGUGAAGAGGUCAGCACACCGAGAAUUUACAGGAAUGAACUUUGUCACAGUUGGGUUUGUUUUGAUUGUAAACAUAUUUGUACAUAUGAAUAUUGUAAAAGCUGUUUUAAGUGUUUUCUGAGUGGGUGACAGAGGACAAUGAAUCAAUGGGCUUCAAGAUGCUUUUGUAAAACUAAUUUCUUCCUGACUCGAAAGGCUUUCAGCCCCAAACAACUUUAAUUGAAAUGUUAGGAUUGCAAAGCUAUGAUUUCAUGAGAAAGUGUCCGUCUUCUAGCUGACAAAGUAAAUGCCGACGUGUCUCAAUGUGUGAACUAAAGUGAUUCAUAUUUAUGUCAACAUCAGAGAACUAAACAUCAAGUGUUUCAUUCCAUGCCUCUGGAUAUGUUCUAUUUUUUUAUAGUAAGACUCCCAAAAACCUGAACACCUUGCUGUGUAUAAUUAGUUGAAGGAUGACGCACACGGACAGGGUGGCUGCUGGAGUGUCACUUAUUGUAUACUGGUACACUUUGUAUUAUAAAUCUUACACUGAAUCAAGAAGUCACCAUUUAACUGACUAAAUCUGAAGCUUUUGUGCAACACUAUGAUUUAGGAAAUUAAAACUUCAUGUAAACAUUG
Pungitius pungitius (ninespine stickleback) is the source of this 2218-nucleotide messenger RNA. RefSeq names its product ring finger protein 5 (gene rnf5). The record is from RefSeq and is a predicted model, not a curated record. The transcript has 6 exons. Gene Ontology annotation, biological process: ubiquitin-dependent protein catabolic process. Gene Ontology annotation, molecular function: ubiquitin-like protein conjugating enzyme binding; ubiquitin protein ligase activity; metal ion binding. NCBI's taxonomy places the organism in Eukaryota, Metazoa, Chordata, Actinopteri, Perciformes, Gasterosteidae. The coding region runs from base 147 to 776 and encodes 209 amino acids. Gene Ontology annotation, cellular component: endoplasmic reticulum.